GUGUUGGAAAGAAUUAAUAGUUUUUAGUGCUAAAAGUACUUUGAAACAUGCGUUGGGAGUUGAAUCACAGUUUCUAAAUGCAUAUUCAAUGAAAAUAUUUGUGUAUGAUUUUAAUAUAGGAAAAUUUGUGGAACUUCUAACAAAAAGUUUUUGUAGUCUUUCUAGUAAAGAGUCUGAUUUUAGUGUCCGAUUUUUUAUAUGUCGAAUCAAGGAUAACUUUUUCAAAUAGUUAUCCAAGCCGUACUGAAAAUAUAUUCACUAAGUGUAUUAAAAGUUUAUAUCUCAGUUAUCAGUCAAUAUUACAAAACGGCAAAAAGCUAUCGCCCAUAACAGCAACAACAGUAUCAUCAAUAAUGCGACAACUUAAUCGAACGCGACACACCUACAAUGUCACGUCUUGUAUUCUGUGCUUAUCUCUACUCAUUGCUACACCUGCAGCAUCCACUGCAGCAAGACAUUCGCGUUUAGAUUUAGCCGGGAACGAAAAGCAAAUAGCAACAACAACUACAAGUACAGCAGAAAAUGUCAAUGCACAGCCACCAGUAGAUACAUUCAACAAGCAAGCAAACACUAAAGAUAAUCCAAUCAGUUCCGAUGAAAAGCAACUCAUUGGCAAUUCAGCAGAGUCUAUUGCAGAGCCCGCUAAUGUGGUAGCGAGUGUUCAAAAUGCUACAGAAGAAGACUCAUUGUUAACUGAGAAGAUCGCUUCCCCGCAAAUCAGCGAUAAACAAAAGGAAGAGGAACAAUUACAACAGGAAAACAAGGAAUUACAAAUAGAUAUUGGCGAUGAGGAGAUUGAGUUUGUUGACAAUGGCGGCGGAGAUAAUUCUAUUAACGGCGAUGAAGGCAGCAAUUUUCAGGAAUGCGAUAAUGAUUUUAUUGGUUUCGAAAUCACAACCGGCUUUGUCUUCUCAGCUCCCGGCAAACUUCUAAACUCACUGCCAGGUACUCUAAUGUUAACCGACUGUCUGGACGCCUGUCGCAAAGAUCCGGCUUGCCAUUCGGCGAAUUACGAAACCGGUUUAUGUGUACUCUUCUCGGCGAAUGCAGAUAAAUUACCAGGUGCGCUCGCCAAAUCUCAAUUUCCCGUGUUCACACUCUACGCUCAAAAGGCUUGUCUCAACGUGCGACCCUGCUCACGCGCAUGGAGUGUUGAUCGUGUACAAGGCUAUAAAUUGAAUGGUUAUGCGAAAAGAAAAUUUCCAGCAGCAUCUCGCCGUGAUUGCAUACAGUUGUGUUUGGGUCAAGCGGAGUUCACGUGCAGAUCAGCCAACUUUGAUCGUAGCACAAAAACUUGUGAACUCUCCGAAAUGGAUCGUAUUACUUUGAGCGGCACCAGCGCAUUCCAGCAGCAAAACACCGUCGAUUAUCUGGAGAAUAAUUGCGCUGAUGAGCCAAAUAAAUUGUGUGAAUUCAAGCGCUUGCCCGGACGCAUAUUGAAAACGGUGGAUUCGGUAUAUCAGGAUAUUGGCAGCAUUGAUGAGUGUCGUGAUUUAUGUUUAAACUCACCAUACAGAUGCCACUCCUACGACUACGGUGACACCGGAGAUAUGGUUUGCCGUCUAUCGCAUCACAGUCGCAUCACACUCAUCGACGUGCAAGAUCCCUAUCUGCAAGUACCCGAAGCAACAACUUUCGAGCUCUCGUCGUGCUAUAAUGUAACAAUUGAAUGUGGCGCCAUCGAUAUGAUAACACGCAUACGCACCUCAAAACUCUUCGACGGUAAGGUAUACGCCAAAGGUUCACCGAAGUCUUGUGCUGUGGACGUGAAGAACUCCCUAGAGUUCGAGAUUCGUAUGGGCUAUCAAAAUCUCGAAUGUAAUGUGCGUCAGAGCAAUUCAGGACGUUAUAUGAACGAUGUGGUGAUACAACAUCACGACACUAUUGUCACCUCCUCAGACUUGGGUCUAGCAGUUACUUGUCAAUAUGAUUUGGCUAACAAAUCGGUAUCGAAUAAAGUGUUGUUGGACAUAAAGGAUGACUUUGAACCAGCAUUGAGUGAGGAAGUAAUAGUAGACUCACCGAAUGUCUUGAUGAAGAUCACAUCACGUGAUGGCAGCGAUGUGUUGCGCACGGCUGAAGUUGGCGAUCCGUUGGCAUUGAAAUUCGAAAUUUUAGACGCGCAGAGUCCCUAUGAGAUAUUUGUACGCGAACUUGUCGCCAUGGAUGGCAGUGAUAAUGCAGAGAUUACGCUUAUCGAUUCAAAUGGCUGUCCCACCGAUCAGUUUAUUAUGGGUCCGAUUUAUAAGAGUGAGACAUCGGGUAAAAUUUUACUCGCACACUUUGAUGCUUUCAAGUUCCCCACAUCGGAGUUGGUGCAAUUCCGUGCGUUGGUCACACCCUGUAUGCCGACAUGUGAGCCGGUGCAGUGUAAUCAAGAGGAUAUUGGUGGUGAAUUGAAAUCGAUGAGCUCGUAUGGCAGAAAGCGGCGUGCGCUGAACGUGACGGUUCCUUUCAUAGGUUCAGUGCAGACAAGUAAUGAAUUGUAUGAACAACAACUUAAAGCGGAGCAACAAAAACAACUUCUGAGCCGAGCAAAGCAUUUGCGCUUGCGCAGUAAACGCGCCACUGCUAAAGCCAACGCCGCAAGCAGUCAACCUAGUCAAGAGGAUAUGCUGUUGGUGCAAUCAAUUCAGAUAACCGACAAAUUUGGCUUCGAUAAACAGCGCCAACAGAAGCAAACAAAAACACCAACAAUUGAUGACAACGAUAAAAUGGUGAUUGGCGGCGGAACUGAGCUGGGAUACUGUGUUAAUGCGAUUGGUCUCAUAUUGGCUGUCACCAUCUUUUUGCUCUCUCAAUUGGCUAUUAUCGCAAUUUGGACCUACCUGCGUCAGCGUCGACGAAAGCCCUAUGCCAGUAGCAGUGAGAGACGUUCCACCACACCAACUUACGUCGCACGUAAUGGCAAUAAAACGGCAAAAGAUUCAUCAGUGAUGACUAAGAGCGUAACCAAUUCCAGAACAGAAUCACUGUGUAAGGUCUACGACAGAGCCUUUGAUGGACGUCAUGGCAGACAAUUUUAAGUAAAAACUUAAAAAAUUAAUUAAAAAAAACUUCACUGCGGAUAUCUACUGGUGAAUAACAUUAAUUUCAAAAACAGAAAACGCUAACAGCAUAAUAAUUUAAAAUUAUUCAUUAACAUUAAAAUAAUUAUAAUCCCAUUUAAAGAACACUUCACGAUAACUGAGUUAAGAGUUAAGUGAUUUAUACAUAUAAAGUCUCAUUUUUUCGCUCUGAAUGCCAUGAAUACUGUAGUCGACAAGGUUACAGAGAGUGAAAGCGUCAGACAUUUAUUUCGACAAUAAAUAAAUAGCAAUGCAUUAAUAUUAUUUAAAAUAAAUAAAAGUAAAUGGAAAUCUCUUAUUAAAAAAUAAAUAAAUAUACUUUUAGUUUUACUCAUAUUUGGCUAGAAGAAAUUAUACAAUAAGUACAUUUAUAUUAUUUUAAA
Messenger RNA from Ceratitis capitata (Mediterranean fruit fly), 3451 nucleotides. RefSeq lists its product as uncharacterized. Lineage: Eukaryota; Metazoa; Arthropoda; Insecta; Diptera; Tephritidae. Bases 354 to 3026 code for a protein of 890 amino acids. The transcript is spliced from 8 exons. The record is from RefSeq and is a predicted model, not a curated record.